Messenger RNA from Parasteatoda tepidariorum (common house spider), 3802 nucleotides. RefSeq names its product BTB/POZ domain-containing protein 7. Lineage: Eukaryota; Metazoa; Arthropoda; Arachnida; Araneae; Theridiidae. Gene Ontology annotation, biological process: morphogenesis of a branching epithelium. The record is from RefSeq and is a predicted model, not a curated record. Gene Ontology annotation, molecular function: protein binding.
CUGAGCAAGUAAAAGAACUUCAACUACCACUUACUCUAAGUGAUAAUCAUGGCGAAUGUUUUGGUAUUGUGUUUUCCCUUUUUCAGGGGUCGAUAUUUUAAUCGGGUCACCCGAGUUACACUUACAAAAUAAGUUUUAAGAUAAUAUUUUUUGAAAAUAUAUUUAUACCAGACCAAAAUUAAGGCCUAAAAUCUAUUUAUUUGAACUUUGCUUCUGAAUAGUAUAAACAACAUUUGAUUUCAUCAGUUUUUCUGUAAUGAUGAUGGAGUAAAAUUGAGACUACACAGGUGUUAAGAUCUUUUAAAGAGUUACUUUGUGGUAUUUAACAUGGUUUGUUUUUGGAAUAUAUGUACAUCUUGAAACCUAUUAAAAUGGGAGUAAGUGCUUCUUCUCCAGCUUCUUGUAGUAAUCCUCAGCCUGAGCCUAUGGCAUCAUCUCUUCAGGCUCAAAGUGUGUGCACAAGUUUUUCAUCUGGAAAUGUUGAUCAAUAUGGAAAGGAAAAGAAGAGAAAAGUCGGAUCAUUGUCCACUCUCCGUAAACGUUUCGCUCGUCGGCGGAGAACGAGCAAGGGGUUCGACCAUGCUCAAGUAUUCCGUGAAUUUAUAGCAGACUGGAGCCCAAGAGAUGUUGUAGCUUUAGUUGAAGAGUAUGAAGCAACCGCUGCGUUGAAGGAAAUUACUUUACAAGCAGAAAUGGCUCGUCCUGUUUCUAGUUCGUGUAAACAGGAUUUGGGGCUACUGUUUGAGAACAAAUACUGUUCUGAUAUUAAUCUCAUCUAUCAAGGAACAGUGUUUGCUGUUCAUCGUGCAAUAUUGGCAGCAAGAUGUCCCUUUUUUCGUGAAAUGCUCAAUAGUUUAUCAUCAAUCUGUACAGAAGUGGCUGUUGAUAUAGACAUUGCUGGUGUUAGUAUAUCUAUGUUUAAUGAACUUUUGAGAUAUUUAUAUACUGGAGAAUUAUCUGUAGCAGAUAGUUACAGUGGUAAUUUUGAUAUCUUGUUUCAGUUAAGUGAACAAUUUGGAAUUCCAAAUCCACUUGAACAAGAUUUAAAAUAUUUACUUGAAACUGGUAUUUACAGUGAUAUUUCUUUAAGCUUUACUUCUCCAAGUGAUACUGGCCACUCUGUUGUGCGUGGCCAGACAGCAUACAUCUGUGAUCAUAUAUUAAUGGACGCGGAAGGAAAGCCGUGUAAAAUUUGCCAUGGGACAAAUGAGUUUUGGUGUCAUCGAGCUAUUUUAUCUGCUCGGUCACCUUUUUUCCGCAAUGUUAUUCAUCGGCAGCAAAGAAGGUCUGCGGACAUGCAUGAGACCCAUAGGACUCGCAUACUGUUAGACGAUAGCAUAAUACCUCGAAGGUAUGCUUGUAUUCUACUACGAGCUGUUUAUCAAGAUGCUUUGGAAUUUGGGGCAGUGCUACCUGAUAGUUCAAAGAGAGGCAGCAUGGCGGAUGUACAUGUUCCUCAGUCAUCAGUUGAAGAAGCUAUGCAACUUUUUGAAGUUGCACGCUUCAUUGAAAUGGAUGCCCUUGUUCAUAGUUGUGAAGACUUUAUAGUAGAAUCACUAAACUUGGAAACUUUACUACCUGUUUUAAGAUGGAGUAGUCAGCCCCAUGGCUCACAUUGGGUUUAUCGGCAAGCUAUUAAUUUUAUUCGGGAAGAGUUUAUGACUGUUUCUGCUUCACCUAUUUUGUUCCAGUUAGAAAAAUCUCAUUUAAUUGAUGUAAUAAAGUCAGACUUUCUUCAGGCUGGUGAACUUGAAGUUCUUCAGGCAGUUUUAAAGUGGGGAGAACAUCAGUUGUUCAAGCGUGUUGAAGAAAGAGAACCAAAUUUAGUAAGCCACACUGCCCAUAGCGUCAGCAGAAGAGGUCUAAGAAGACGAGAUUUAAGUGAUGUUGAGCUUCGAGACUUGCUGUCCGACCUCCUUAGCUGUGUUCGAAUCAGUCAUAUUUUGCCUCCAGACAGUGAAGUUCUUGUAUCAGCUGUACGACGAGGAUUGAUCAGUACACCUCCAUCUUAUAUGCUAGGUGAUGAUUUAUUAGUUGGUCAUAGUUCGAAUCUGAAGCCUAAAGCUUGGAUAAGAGGUCGUAACAGCCAUGGCUUAUAUGUUAAGCCUCGUCUUUUUACUCCUUAUGUUGAGGAAGCUAAGGGAUGGCUGGAAGAACAGCUUGGCCAAGAUACAGAUGUUGUUCGCCAGCAGGUCUGGCACAUAUCUCAUAUUCCUGAUACUUUAUAUAUGGUUGAGAAACCUCUAUCAUUUAGUGAAGGUGUCGUUCCCUUAGGCCAUUUAUGUCCACUUUCAAGUAUGGAGUUCAUGAAGGAUGUUGUUUUAGAUGAAAUAACUUUGCGCCAAAUGAAAAAAAGAGAAAAGGAAUUGAGGCAGGGCCAGAGUGCUCGACGAGCUUAUUCAGUGGUUAGAAACCACUGUGAUGUCACCAAACUUUUGCAGCUGCGGGUAGUGCGAGAGUUUGGCCUUCCGGAUAAGGUGAUGGAAGUGCUCCAUCGUACUUCCUACCAGUUCCUGGAGGAAUAUGGAGCUGAGCAUCAUUCCUCUGCUGCUUCAAUACCUCCUAGCCAUCCUUCGCGCCACUCUGGGGACCAUUCUAGUCACGUCUAUGGACUGCCGCGCAUGUACAAACCUUCUAGGCAUCUCAGCUUAGAACUCGGAGAGGCUAGAGAUGAACCUCUUCCGCCUUCCAGCCAGUUUCCUUCGCAGAUGUCAAGAAGCUGUUGUAGUGAUCAUCUUAAUGAAAUCAUUCCUGACAUCGCUAUAGGAACUUCUCUUCUCGAGCAGAUUCAUAUCAAUGAGUCUGAAACCAGCCCUGACAGUGGAGGAUUCUCUCUUCGCAUGUUUUGACUGAAGUGGUCAUUUAGCGGACUAAGAAAUUGUCUUCCAUGUCAGUGUUUUUAACCAUGGAAACUGCUAACAAAUUAUUCAUUGUAAAUACACUCUGGAACUAACCUCAUUAUCUGGCUUGCUACUAUGUUAUUAAUAAAUGUGUUGGCUUUUUCAACAGGGUGUGCAUUUAGAUAGAUGUUGACAAAAAUUUAAACCCUUUUUUCUCAAUGAAAAGGCUGUUUAUAUGAAGGGUGGAAUAAAUUGCAUUGUUCAUCAUUGUAUAAAAUAUCUUGUUGAUAAUGUUACUGGAAGAUAUCUCUUUUUCAAAACAAAUGAAAAAGAAACAGCUUUCAAUUAUUAUGUACAUAAUGUUGAUAUUUUAUUUACAUUUUUGCCAUUUUGAGAUUUUUAACUGUGUUCCUCCCCUUGCAAUUAAAUUAUGUAUCUAAUUUAUCAUUUGUUAAUGUUGUGUCGAGAGACUGUAUGUAAAUAAUUUAAUUUAAUUUUAAUUGGAACACAUAUUCCUGUCGAAAGUGAUAAUUUAUGAAUUAAAAUUAUGAAGUGGUUCAGCAAUUGUCAUUAAACUGCUUUAAAAUGUUAUGAAGUGAAUGUAUUUCCUUCAAAUAUAUGCUGAUAAUUGUCUAUUUUAAUUAGUUUUUAAGCAAUUGAAGUAUUCAGAGUACUAUGCAAUGAGUCAUAAUUUUUAGUUUCUGUAAUUUAUAAAUUAUUUGUUGAGAGAUACUUAUAAAAUUUUAAUAUAAGUAAUAUUUUAUUUAUUGGAUCUUUUUACUUUUUGUCUGCUGUACGUAAUGUCUAAUUAGUUUAAAAAUUACAUGUAAGCAUGUUUUGUUAGAAAAGGUUUUUCUUUUAUUAUUAAAAUUUAUCAUCUCAGUUACAGUAGUUUUAUAUGUGGUGUGAGAACGAAACAAUAUGAAAAAAAAAAUUAUAUACUUCUGUGUUCAAGGUUAUUC